Varanus komodoensis (Komodo dragon) is the source of this 3825-nucleotide messenger RNA. It is a transcript of the gene UBASH3A, whose product is annotated as ubiquitin associated and SH3 domain containing A. The transcript is spliced from 14 exons. Gene Ontology annotation, biological process: negative regulation of T cell receptor signaling pathway. The record is from RefSeq and is a predicted model, not a curated record. Bases 411 to 2018 code for a protein of 535 amino acids. Gene Ontology annotation, molecular function: protein binding. Gene Ontology annotation, cellular component: cytoplasm. NCBI's taxonomy places the organism in Eukaryota, Metazoa, Chordata, Lepidosauria, Squamata, Varanidae.
AACAAAGGAGAAUGGAGGAAAUGGCGGCUCCUGGGGCAGAGCUCUAUACAAAGGUCUUGAACAAGAAUAAAAAGAGAAGUAUCCAGUCGUUCCUGGAACCUCUCUUGGCCUCUGGGUUCUCUGUACAUACAGCGCUAAAAGCUUUGGCAGCGACUGGACAAAAGACGGUAGAAGCAGCAGCAAAAUGGUGCGUGUGUGCAAGCUGAACUUCCAGACAGCACAAAUUAGAAGCCCUUGCUCCAGUAGAUGUGCUUCUGAACUUGACAUCAUAGGAAUGGAUCCAGCAAGAUCACAGGAAACAUGAAUAUAUCCAGUUGCACUCUCACUGCAAUGAUCCUUCUUUGGAUGAUCCGAUCCCUCAGGAAUACGCCCUCUAUUUAUGCCCAACAGGCCCUCUGAAUGAUGUACUGAUGGAGUUUUGGAGAGAAAGCAGACAACAGUGUGGAAAAAACAAAGCCCAUGAUAAUUUCCCACACAUAACACUUUCAGAAUUCUUUACGUGUGAAGACCAAAAGGUUGAUGCCUUAUACGAUGCCUUAAAGAGAGCUGGUGACCAGUUUUCCAGUUGCUUCCCAGCAAUCAUCUCCUUAUCACUACAUUCCUCCACCACUUACAUCGGCUUCUUCGUCAGUGAUGGUCCAGCAAAUAUACUCAAAUCAUUUGCAGUAGCUUUUGCCACAGAGGCCAUGGCCUUAGCAGACUGCUGUGUGAAACCUUCAACCAAGCAACUCCACAUGACGCUGGCCAACAAAUUUUAUCCACACCAUCAAAAGACUUUGGAGCAACUAGCCAAAUCCAUCAAUCCUAGGCAAAGCUGCCAGUGGGUCGCAACUCUGUAUUCCAGAGACAUGCGCUUCGUACAUUACCAGGUUUUGAGGGCUUUGUUCCAAUAUAAGCCUCAGAACAUCGAUGAGCUGAUGCUGAAAGCUGGAGAUCUUAUAUAUGUCAAUCCAACGCAACAAAGUGAAGUUUGUGAUGGCUGGGUCAUUGGUAUCUCCCACCGAUCUGGUUGUCAGGGAUUUCUUCCUGAAAACUACACAGAAAAGGCCAACGAGUCAGAUACCUGGGUCAAACACAGAGAAUAUAUUUUCACUCUAGCCUCAGUACAUCCUCCUAAGAAUCACAAUGACACACGCAUGAAACUGAAAAAUCCAAAUCCAAUGCCAAGGAAUGUAGCCAAAACAGUUGCUCAUCAGCUGUCUAGGAAAUCCACAGCACAAAGAAGUCUGUUAGUGAUUCGCCAUGGAGAAAGUGUUGAUCAGGUGUUUGGGAAGUCUUGGCUACAGCAGUGUUUUGGUGCAGAUGGAAAAUACUAUCGAGGAGACCUUAAUUUGCCCAUCGGUCUAAUGAACCGAAAAGAUGGUAUCAAGAGCUAUGAAUAUGAUCCCCCUUUAUCACACUGUGGUAUAUUCCAGUCUAGACUAAUUGGUGAAGCCCUGCUAGAGAAUGAAGUGAUGAUCAGCUGUGUGUACUCUUCUCCAGCACUGUGCUGUGUCCAAACCGCACAGCAUGUUCUGGAAGGGCUUCAGCUGGAACAAAAAGUUAAAAUUCGUAUAGAACCUGGGCUCUUUGAAUGGACAAAAUGGGAGAGCAAUGCAGCUGUUCCCUCAUUUGUGACACAGAGAGAACUCGCUGAAGUCAAUUACAGCAUAGAUACCGCAUACAAAUGCAUUUUCCCUCUUUCUUCGUUGACGCCCUCUGAAACCUAUGAGGACUAUAUAAACAGAUGCUCUGCAAGUACAAAACAGAUGGUUGGCUCCUGCACAACUGAAGGCACUAUCCUGAUUGUUGGCCAUGGUUCAUCUCUGGAUUCCUUUCCUAGGCCAUUAUUGGGUCUUCCAGCCAGGGAGAGCAGUGACUUUGCCCACUUUGUUCAAAAGAUACCUUCACUAGGCAUGUGUUUCUGUGAAGAACUGAAAGAAGAGAAAAAAUGGAAAAUGAUAAACCCACCUGUCAAGAUGUUAACCCAUGGAGCAAAUGUUGCAUUUGAUUGGAAGAAGAUCCUUCUGGAGAAUUAAGUUAUAUGCAUUCAUCCCCAUUGUGGAUUUAUACUUUUCUGGUUCUACAGAAUCUCAGCCCAAAGCCCUGCCCUGUGGUCUCUUUCAUGGCUACAACAACCAAGUGAUGGAACUCAGGAACUGGCUUACAUAUAGGGAGAGGCAGUCCAUACCUUCUUUGCAAUUCUAGGUUUUCAGCUUUAAAACAAAACAAAACUUCCCUGACAAGGAAAGAAAUGCAACCUAGAAAUAAAAGCUGUAGGUUUCAUUUUAAUUGCAUUUCUCCCCUAAUAAAUAGGAGUAGAAUUGAUGUAGAAUACUGCCUACAUCAUAUUUCUCUAGCUAGACUCUGUCUUCUAUCACACAAAUAAGGAUUUGUGAAAUGUCUUGCAGUGCACUUUAAAAAUAAGAAUAUUUUAUUGCUUUGCUAAUGCAAAAAUUGUGUUGCUGAUUUUUAAAAAAAAUCAAGCACACUUUUCAGCUCAGUAUCUGCUGGAGAUUUCCUGAGCUUAGAUUUAUGUAAUAAAAGCACAUGGAACUGCUGCUUUUGAUCUUGUCCUCUGAUACACCUAUACAUUUGUCCCCCACAUUCUGACACAUAGACAAAUCUCUUUCACACAUGAAGUUGAAUCUCCCCCUAAUCUACUUUUCCCCCCUGUGAGCCCAGCCAUGAAUAGAAUGUGUUGAGGACAGCUCUAGAGUAACAGGCACUUCAGAAAAUAGUGUGGGUUGGUCCUGCAUAUAAGGCUGGAGUGGAGAAAGAGGAUUAUUUUUAAGGGAGUUUAUUGUGUUAAAGCAUUCUUAAUCUUGCUUACCAGUCAAAAAGUCUCCCUGGUGGUUUAUAUGCAAUCAAGAAAAACAAGAGAGACUCUCAUUUUGUGCUUGCAAUCAACAGACACAACACAAAUGGAAGGAGUAGUGAGAAAGGAAGAAGGGGCAGGCAAACUCAGGCACAGUUGCAAGUUAAAUAAUCGUUCUGAUUAGCUGGAAAAGAAGCAGUUCAGGGAAAGGAUAAGCCUGAUCGAUCUAACCCCUUCCCAUCCCCCACGGUUACAACCCAGAGAAAUGUCUCCCUGCCUGGGAGGGAAUGCCCAAGUGAGUUAAAAUAAGAGACCCAAUUCCUUGACAUGUGUUUCUGUCGUCCAUUAUUGUUGAUGCGUAUACUAUACAUUCACACAACUGCAGGGUCCCUUAAGGAUUUCCAUCAGUACCAAGCAGAGCAUGAUACUUUGUUGGUAAAUUAUAUGGAAUUAAGCAUGAUCAGGGAUGUGGACGAGGUUGGGGAUGGUGCCAAUUAUUGGGGACGGUGAAAACCAAAAGGGUGUGUGAGGAGCUCCAAAGGAACAAGGGGCAUCACACAGCUCCAUGUAAGCAAGGAUAUCGUGAUAAACGAGGGGCAGCAGGAUCAGUUGAUGGGAUCCAAAGUGCUAGAGAGUUCUAUCCCUGCCUGAGAUACCAGUAAAGAGGUUUCUUCUUUGCUCUGCUCCACUUAAUGUCUUCAGCUUAGUCAGCUCUAACCUGUCUACAAUAGCCGCACCAUGGGCCUCCCUGGGCCCUUUCUCCCAGUCAAAGCUUCAUCUUCUAUGGUUUCCACUACCAUGUUCUUCCCCUGGAAAAUCCCUUGAGGCAGUAUCUUGUCUGUGCUAUAGGAUCACUUCCUGGCAUCACCUGUUGAAAGCAAAUUAUGGCAAGACUGAAGCUGGGACUUGGGCCUCAUUACUGGAAGCUUCCCCUGAGGCUGGAAAUGAUUGAAGGCAAAAGUACUCCUGUAUCAGGCUGGUCCUAUAUCAUUUACACUGGCAGCCAAUUGGAAUCCAGGCCCAGUUUA